GCAAGAGUGUGUUCAAAACCCUUAAACCUCUCUCACCAACUGAUUGAUUGAUCGCAUAUCAUCAUACAUAACUCCGCCUUCUUCCUCUUUCCUCCAAAACCCCAGAUUUUUGCAACUUCUGGGUAUUCGAUCUCCCGUUCGCAGAUCAUACGGUCUCGAGAACAUUUGGGCAAAUUAAAUGUCUCUAUCCCUAAAAAUUCCCCACAUUUCGAAUCUCUCCACCGAUGUGUUCAAUAGUGUAGAGCCUCUUAAGCAAUGCGGAGCCGGCCAUAGGUUGGAAAUCAGGUCGAUUUGUUUCCGUCGAAUCCCUGUUGUUGAACCUGGAAGGAUCCAUUGGAGCUCGGAGCUGUCUUCUCGGAGUUUUAGAAACCGAUGCGUCGGAUCGGGUAUGGUCGCUGGGGAAAUCUCCGGCAGAUCGGUCCCGGAAUGGGCAUAUAGCGGCUUAAAGGAUGAGACUUUAAGCGAUUUGGAGCCGGAGCUAGAUGGCGACGGCGGCGACAAUGGAAAUAACGACGGAGACGGGAAUAGUGGUAAUGGCGGCGGAGGAGAAGGCGGCGGCGGAGAUGAUGGAGAGGAUGAAGCAGAUAAAGCUGAGGAGAAGGAGUUUGGUCCGAUUCUGAAAUUCGAUGAGGUUAUGAAAGAGACAGAGCGUCGAGGGAUUACGCUACCGGAGGAUAUGUUGGAGGCGGCGAAAUCCGUCGGGAUUCGGAAACUGUUCCUUCUUCGUUACCUCGAUCUACAGGGCUCUGUUUGGCCACUUGGGUUUCUGAUGAGGACUUGCUCGAUGCUUCGAAACAGAAUGCUCGCAGAUCCUUCAUUUCUCUUUAAAGUUGGAACCGAGAUAGCGAUAGACUCUUGCUGUGCGACAUUUGCAGAAGUUCAGAAGAGAGGAGAAGAUUUCUGGUCGGAGUUUGAGUUGUAUGCAGCUGAUCUUUUGGUCGGUCUUGUGGUCGAUGUCGCUUUGGUUGGACUUUUGGCUCCCUAUGCACGUAUCGGGAAGACAUCUGUGGCAUCAUCAACAGGUUUAUUCAAGGGCCUUAAGCGUUCUUGUGCAGCACUUCCUAGCAGUGUCUUUGAAGCUGAAAGACCGGGUUGUAAAUUCUCUAUUAACCAGCGUGUUGCAACUUUCUUCUACAAGGGACUCUUGUAUGGGUCUGUUGGAUUCGGCUGCGGUCUCGUCGGUCAGGGGAUUGCAAAUCUGAUCAUGACGGCGAAACGGAGUAUAAAGAAAUCAGAAGAAGAUGUCCCUGUUCCACCUCUAUUCGAAAGUGCUGCUCUCUGGGGUGUGUUCCUCGGCUUAUCUUCCAACGCACGUUACCAAAUCAUCAACGGACUCGAACGCGUCGUGGAAGGUUCUACAGCAGCCAAACGUAUUCCUGUGGUUGCGAUGGCGUUUACAGUUGGAGUCCGGUUCGCUAACAAUGUAUACGGCGGUAUGCAGUUUGUGGACUGGGCUAAACUGUCUGGCGUCCAGUAUAAAAGGUCAAAAGGUUAUGUUUUUCAUCAGACGACGACAAUGGCCAAGGUUUCACAGCUUUCUCUUAUUUUCCGUGACAAUUUACAAACUACUCACCAGAACUCCAACAAAAACUCAGAUGCUGUCGAGAAAAAACUGUCGGAUCCAUCGCCGAACCAUAGCCGCGAUCAAUUGACAAGCCGGUUUGCUUCAUGGCCAUCGUUUCAGAUGCCUCUUCAUUAUCCGAAGUUCACAAAGGAAGAGUACGAGAUUAUGUCGGAGGAGAAUCUUGACCGGCUUCUCAAAGUAUACGGUCUGCCUACAGAUUUCAGUGACUUGUCUUGCAAGAAACAAUUUGCUGUCGGUGCGUUCUUGUGGGAGAAAGAGCUAAAUUCUUCUCCGGCUAAGCAUGAUUCAGUGAACCCUAAUUCUUCCGUUGGUGAUUUGGGCGGGAGUUCUUUGACGGGACUGAUGACGGGUUUGAAACAUAUGGUUCACUAUAUAUGUCGUGUUUAG
Messenger RNA from Thlaspi arvense, 1972 nucleotides. NCBI's taxonomy places the organism in Eukaryota, Viridiplantae, Streptophyta, Magnoliopsida, Brassicales, Brassicaceae. The record is from the annotation of a GenBank genome assembly.